This is a messenger RNA of Oikopleura dioica, 3975 nucleotides long. The record is from the annotation of a GenBank genome assembly. NCBI's taxonomy places the organism in Eukaryota, Metazoa, Chordata, Appendicularia, Copelata, Oikopleuridae.
AUGCUGAAGCUUGGAAGGAGAUCGCUCUUCUCCGUCUUGGACAGAUCCAAGACGUAUGCAGAAAUAUGCUCUUCAAUUUCAAAAGGCAACUUCACAGGCAUUUCCGAAAUCGACCCUAUCGCCAGAAGAAAAGAAAUUGCAGCAACAGCAAAGUCACAAUCAGAAAUUCUAGGGAAAAUGGUCAAUCUCAGGCAAGAAGAAAGCAUGGCGAAAUUGACAAAGUUCUUGCCAAUUGCUACUCGAAUUGGAGCAGAUUUGGGGCUAGUGCCCGUGCCGAUUGGGAUUGAUUCUACGCUGAUGGAUACAUCGAAGACUAUUAGCAUAGCAUUUGUGAAAGAAAACACUUGGCCCGACUUAUACGGCGCGCAAGCAUGUGAAGACGAAGUUUUGAAGAAUUAUUUGGACGAAAACUCCUUCGAUUUCGAAGAGAAGAUCAAUAGAUUCAGCGUUUCUACUGACGCUGGUAUCCUAAAUAUAGCAAAAAGAGAUUUUGUAUUGAACACGACCCUGGCAGCUGAGUGGCUUCAUUUUUGUAUUCGAAUUGAUCCAAUUGUGCCUCAAGUCCUUCAGGUGCUCCUGACAUGGCUUUCGAAAUCAGAGUCGGACAUGGACGAAGAGAUCUUUGUCCAUUUCGUCAUAUUUUUCCUUGUUCAUGAAGGGUAUUUGCCGAGUUUGGAAAAGGUGAUUUUGCAGCGAGGAGGUUUGCCAAUUCCAGCCGAGAAAGAAAAUUUGGUCGCUUCUGACCUUGACUUAGGAAAAAUAGUUGGAAAAUUCUUCCAGUUCAUGAAAAAUGCGAACAUCGAAGAAGACUUGUUCAACACUUUCGACGGGCGAGUGGCCAAAAAAGCCGAUAUUGAAGAUUUCAUCGGCUGCCCUGAAAAAGUUUGCGGGAGUGUCCAGAGCUGCGGCUUUGCCACUACUCAAGGCAGCCUCUUGUUUAUUUCGUACAAGGAAGUGCUAAUAUCAGCUGGCGACGAUGGAAAUCAACUCUGUUUUCUCAAAUCUGAGGAUGAGAUCAACUGCAUUGCGGCGGCCCAUAACGAGGGGAUCGUCGUUGUUGGCUUUGACUGGGGAAUUCAAGUUUGCAGACUCCUUUCUGGACAAGCUUCUUGCCGAUCUAUUUCCCGAAUUCUCGACCAAGAGAUCGCUCCCAAAGAGUCUUCCCUCGGCUCGACCGAAAAGAACUUCAAGCUUGCUUUUCCUGUCCAAAGAAUAGCGAUAAGUGCGAAUGGUCGAACUAUCGCCACUGUAUUUUCCGGUGAAGAAGUCACCAAUUUGCAUGUUUAUCGCCUUUGCUACAAUCAAGAAGGGAGCAUUGAUCUCAAAGAGUGCUUCCACGAGCAGUAUUCCGAAGACAUCACCGAAUUCGGGUUUUCAAAUGAAAAGCUUUUCGUCGUCAGAUCAAAGUUCGUCUUUAUCUUCAACGACGAAUUCAACCAAACAAAAGUCGCUCAUCCGGGGAAAAUCUCCCACAUCGACUGGAGACUCAGUGACGACGACGAGAAUUCAGUCUUCCUCACUCAUUCGAACUCGAUUCUCCGCCUCUGGUCUGGGCAAGAAAAUAAGAUUCAGCUACUGGCUUCUAAGUCUUCUCCGGAUAUGAUGUUUUCUUUCUUGAACAACGCGUAUUAUUCGCACGAUGAUACAGAUUAUUUGGUCGGAAUCUCGCGUGGGAACUUUCAUCUUUGGUCUGUCAGCAAUUUGAAAAUGAAAAACAACAAAGGCAUCAAACCCGUCGUCAUUUCAACUCUUCGUAUGAUUCCGAAUAUUUACCCCAGCGACUCGUUGAAUAUCAAAAUGCACAUUCAAGUUCGGCCGUAUCUAGCUCGUCUCUCAUCAGAAACCCCACUCAAACGAGCAAGUUCGAUGUUCUCGCUUUCGCCGUCGAUUACGAACUCGAUUUCUAUGGCGAGUGUUGGUGCUUCGCAAAAGAUUUUCGUCGACGUCGUUGAUUCGGAUGGGAACUUAGUGACACUGACUCUUUCUUCUUCUACCAACUCGUUUGGCGACACAACUUCGAUCAAGUCCCUGUGUCAAGCUUCUGGUCACCCUGCCGAAAUAACAACGAUUGAUGCUCACCCUGAACUACCCGUUAUCGCGACAGGGGAUGAACUUGGAAAUGUCUUUAUUGUGAAAAGGCUAAUGAACAAAGCCCAUCACAAAUCAGUUUUCAAAUUCGAUUCUGAAGUUGUGCUCAAAUGGAUUCAAUCGCCAGAAGAAAUGACAUCAGAAAUCCUCGUUGCGAUAGAAAAGAAGGCGAAAGAGUUGAUAGUUUAUUCGAUAAUUAUCGACAAUGGAGUGAUGAAAAGGAGGCAUUCGUGGAACUUGCCUGUUGAAAAUGUCCAAGGAAUCCAUCGAAGCAAAUCAAAUCUCAUUAUCAGCAGCCCUGAAAGAAACUUAUUGAUCGAUCCUAUCGAGGAGAAAGUCAAAGAAAUCAACAUUAAUUGCGUGAUAACAGGAAUUGCGGGACAACAAGAAGACUUUUAUGUAUCAAAACAGGGAAGUUCCUUGAAUUUCUUCCACGAAAGUGAAAUAAAUGCUCCCAUCUGUCCAAGCAUCAAUAUUUCCGACGAUAACGUUCUAUCAGCCGGUCCUGGAUUGAUCUUCUCGUGGAGUCAUUCUGGAAAGCAAAUUGAGUGUAAUCUUCACAGCAGCAUUCACACCGGUUUUGAAUUAUGGGAGUUCCUUGAUCAAUUGACCAUUGAGCUGGCGACUGAGUGCUGGAUGGAAAGCCCGAAAGCAUUUUUAUUCGAGCACUCGAAUCUGACAAGCACUGUUUUCUUCCUAAUCGGACGUACUAUUCUUACCGUAGAAAUUCUUCAACAGCCUCCUGCCCAUUUCAUCUCUACUUCGCCAAAGGGGAAAAUUUGUCUAUCCUCACGAUUUCAAACUCCUGGUACUUUGAAACGACCAUCAUUGAUUGAACGACUCGAUUUGAAACAUUUUAUCGCCAUUUGUGGAAAAUCUCUUCUUCUCCUAGAAUCUGAGCCUACCUGGUCUCGUCCUUCGUAUUCCCCAGUUGCUCUUCAGAAAAUCAUAAAUUUGGGGAAAGUCAAUUUGGCGAAAGGUAUUCUCACAUCCUUCGUCGAUUUCUUCAAAAGAUCUGUAAAACCGAAAAAGUCGAAGGAAGCGAUGAUGGCUGAGAUUUUCAGCGAUAAUACUUUGUCUGAGAUCAGGCCGAACAUGCCGCCGCUGCAGACAUUGCUCGAUUCUUCUUUUGGAAACGUGAAUUCGGACCUUGGACCAAAUCAAAGAAGAAAGUCAGUGAUGGAUCCUGAUACUGUGGACUUUGAAAGACGACUUUCUGAAGAUCUCGAGAAAGAUCUCGUCCUCGACUUUUCGUCAUCUGAGUCAGAAUGCUCGGAAGACGAGUUCGAUACUUCCGAAGUUACCGUUUCUGAUAUUCUUAUGCGCUACCGUUUAUCUGGAAUAACAAGAUCAGAGCAAGUGACCUUAGAGGCGAUCUGGGAGUGCUUGAAUACCGUUAUUCCCGCCGGUAUCGAUCGAGCCGGUACGACUUUUAUGCUUCAAUGGCACCAUCAUCGUUGUAUCACAAAAUACGUACGAAACGCAUCUCGAGUUAAAAGCGACCUUCCAUCGUCAGCGAUGAUCUGGGCUUUUCAUUCUGAAAGUCAGGCUGAAAUCAUGUCGAUCAUUAUGGAAAGUGUCGAUUUUUCUUGGGACUUGAUGAAGCUCACAGGAGCGGCGUUCUGGUGCAAAUCCGUUGCUACGUUGAGGAUGUCAAUUGAGAAGCUCUCAAGAAUCAUCUUCCAGAAGGAAAAAGAUCCUAUGCCUGUUAUUGUCUGGUACUCGAUUCUCGGGAAGGAAAAGAUCCUCAGCGGACUCUUCAAAUCUGUCAACAACCUAAAGAUGGCUCAAUUCUUUGCCAAUGACUUCUCAGAUACGCGAUGGAAACAGGCUGCUUUGAAAACGCAUUCGCCCUUCUCGGAAAACGCCGCUAUCUUGAGGCAAUAG